AUGGAUUGGCCUGCCGAUCGGCCGUCCUCCAGCCAUGCACCCAAUGACACCAACGAGUCGGUCGGGGCCAUGGAUCUAGCCGUUUUCGCCGGUCUCGAGACGCUCGGCACACUGGCCAUUGUCGGCAAUUUGUCGCUGAUCGUCGUGCUGCUCAGGAACAAGUAUCUCAACAGAGCCAGCUUCAUCCUGAUGCUGUCCUUGGCAAUAGCUGAUGUGCUACACGGGCUGGUGACUACGUGCUACUUCUAUCCACCAAUAAUUCUCAAGCGACAACAUAUCCCGCCCUUAGGAAUGCGGCUUUUCAAUAUUGUUGAUUGGACGGCAUGGGCGAUUACCUUAACACACAUGUCAGCUAUUUGCCUUGAUCGUUUGAUAGCUAUCAUGCUAUACGAUCGCUACAGUAUACUGGUGACUAUCCCAAGGGUACGGUGGUACAGUAUAUUCUGCUGGGUUUCAUUUUUGGGGAUCAAUAUCGCAAUAUUCUUUAUGAAGUUUUGCUGUAUAAUACAGCCACUACGAUCGGAAAACUACUACACUUUUGGCUACGAUACUCACACCGAAUGGAACUUUUAUGUUCUAUCGUACACCCCACUUGAGAUUAUUACAAUUGGGGUUUUAUCAGUCAGUAAUCCAAUCACUUUGGUACAACUCUAUCGACGUCAUAAACGAAAAGUGGCCCUCCGAAUGCAGGGAACACAGAAGGUGAGCGCCGACUCGAAUCCAUCACUUCUGAAGUCACAACGAUCACAGUGGCAAAGGGCUUCGACAAUGCUACUUGAAAUGUCGAUGAAAAUGGGAAAUCGACAAGUGUCGAAUGAUGUUAGAGAAAUCGCGGCGAGACGCGCAAACCGGCAACAACAAAGGAUUUUGCUGCAGAUCUCAGUCGUUGCCCUAAUCUUCUACUCGUACAUGGCUGCAUACUACAUGUCAUACUAUGUGGCUUUUCUACAAUCAACCGCCACGAUGAUCUUCAACUCCUUUUUCUACUCAACAACCCACAUGAUCAACCCGAUUAUCUAUUUUUCCAUGAAUAAGGAGAUGAGACAACAAUUAAAGCAGGCCAUCAACGAUUUCGCUGAGUGCUGUUUUUGUCGAAGGCCAUCAAAAGGAAACUUUGCCAGCUCCAACUCAAAAAUGGCUACAAUGCGCGAGUGCACGGUCGAUCGGGUACAGGCCAGUGGCACUUCGGAAACUUCGCCACUAUUUUCUACAAAUUGUCAUUACAAGUACAAAUAUCCAUUAUCACGGCAACACACUACUAGAUCAACGGGUCCCGUCGAAGAGUCUGUGGUGAAGAAGGAGGUCAUUCCGGAAGUUACACCUGACGCGGAAGCCGAAGAAAUGGAACCAUCAAGUGAAACACAAACCGCAAAACUACUUCCAAGAGAUCGAUCAAAUUUUAUUAACGAUUUGAUCAAGGCAUUGCAGUAUGAGAGUCAGCCAACCCUCAACUCAUCAAGCAGCGAAAUUGAGAGUCAAAUCAAUCGUCAACGUCAUUCGAUGGAGUUCCCGAAACGAGUCCGCGGGCGUUAUAUGAAGAUGUCGUCGACGUUGCAGUUGAUAUCAAACAAUGGAGACCCUCCAAGCGCUGCGGAAGCUCAACUUUUCGUCACCAAAAAAUUCUCAUCGAUGAAUUUUGACCGUACCCCACUCCUCAGCAAAAAUGACAGCGACGAUGAGCUGGAAAUUCGCCCUAAAAACAGAAAUUCCGAUGUGCCGGAUUGCAACGGAAAUGCGGCCGAAGAUAGCGAUGAAGAAAUUGCCUAUUUA
Messenger RNA from Mesorhabditis spiculigera, 1770 nucleotides. The record is from the annotation of a GenBank genome assembly. NCBI's taxonomy places the organism in Eukaryota, Metazoa, Nematoda, Chromadorea, Rhabditida, Rhabditidae.